Messenger RNA from Lipotes vexillifer (Yangtze River dolphin), 1678 nucleotides. It is a transcript of the gene RNF41, whose product is annotated as ring finger protein 41. The record is from RefSeq and is a predicted model, not a curated record. The coding region runs from base 559 to 1299 and encodes 246 amino acids. The transcript is spliced from 7 exons. Gene Ontology annotation, molecular function: ubiquitin protein ligase activity. Gene Ontology annotation, cellular component: plasma membrane signaling receptor complex. Gene Ontology annotation, biological process: regulation of canonical NF-kappaB signal transduction; protein ubiquitination. NCBI's taxonomy places the organism in Eukaryota, Metazoa, Chordata, Mammalia, Artiodactyla, Lipotidae.
AGUGCUCCUGAUUGUGACAUCACAUCCAUCCCCUUGGCAAUGGAGCUUGUCCCUAGGAAGGAAGACUCAGUCGGAGAAUAGCCAACAAGAUGGGUUACUGGGAACGUCUCCUGAGUGGCACUGAGUGGAAGCAUCAGGGGGUUGGAGCCUUGUGAACAGGGAACCUGCCCCCAACACUUGGAAGGACCUGGGUUUCAGUGAUGAGACAUGGGGUAUGAUGUAACCCGUUUCCAGGGGGAUGUUGAUGAAGACCUUAUCUGUCCUAUUUGCAGUGGAGUCUUGGAGGAGCCAGUCCAGUUUUUGAUGCAGCCAUGUACUCUGCAUUUUGAUAUGAAAGCUGCCACCUUCACUAGGUCAUUUCUCUACCAGCUUUGCCAGACCAGAGAUAAUUGUAUCUUCCUGGGGCAAGUAUGAGGAGAAGCUCAUGAUUAACAGGCGCCUCACUGCGAGCAUGCUUUCUGCAACGCCUGCAUCACCCAGUGGUUCUCUCAGCAGCAGACGUGUCCGGUGGACCGGAGUGUUGUGACGGUCGCCCACCUGCGCCCAGUACCUCGGAUCAUGCGGAACAUGUUGUCAAAGCUGCAGAUCGCCUGCGACAACGCUGUGUUUGGCUGCAGUGCUAUUGUCCGGCUUGACAACCUCAUGUCUCACCUCAGUGACUGUGAGCACAACCCAAAACGGCCUGUGACCUGUGAACAGGGCUGUGGCCUGGAGAUGCCCAAAGAUGAGCUGCCAAACCACAACUGCAUUAAGCACCUGCGCUCAGUGGUACAGCAGCAGCAGACACGAAUUGCAGAGCUGGAAAAGACCUCAGCAGAACACAAACACCAGCUGGCAGAGCAGAAACGAGACAUCCAGCUGCUCAAGGCGUACAUGCGUGCAAUUCGCAGUGUCAACCCCAACCUUCAGAGCCUGGAGGAGACGAUUGAGUACAACGAGAUCCUAGAGUGGGUGAACUCCCUGCAGCCGGCACGAGUGACCCGCUGGGGAGGGAUGAUCUCCACCCCAGAUGCUGUACUCCAGGCUGUAAUCAAGCGCUCCCUGGUGGAGAGUGGCUGUCCUGCGUCUAUUGUCAACGAGCUGAUCGAAAAUGCCCAUGAGCGUAGCUGGCCCCAGGGUCUGGCCACACUAGAGACAAGACAGAUGAACCGGCGUUACUAUGAGAACUACGUGGCCAAGCGCAUCCCUGGCAAGCAGGCUGUUGUCGUGAUGGCCUGUGAGAACCAGCACAUGGGUGAUGACAUGGUGCAGGAGCCAGGGCUUGUCAUGAUAUUUGCGCAUGGCGUGGAAGAGAUAUAGGAGAUCUCAAUGGGCUAUCUGGAAGAGAUGAAAAUCAGAAAAUCCUGUCACUCCAGCAGCGGGGCCCUGAGUCCUCCCCACUUUCCUUAAUACCGUGGCUAACGCUAGAGCCACACAUCUCCCUGCUCUUCUGCCACUGAAGAGGGCCCCAGGGCACUCUGCUCAGGCUUUCAGGUGGGAAACCCAGAUUCCCUCCAUUUGCCUAAUUUCUUCCCCUAAAAUGUCUGUAUAUUUUCCAUCUGGUUGGGAAAGUCCCCACCUCUGUUUCUGUUUUCCUGCCUAGGGUCCUGGUUCCAGAUAUUUUCAGAAAGCACAAAGAUACUCAUUUUCUCUAGAGGAUCAGGAUGGAGUGAGGCAUCUCUAACUGUUCCCCUCCUCC